Nicotiana tabacum (common tobacco) is the source of this 1155-nucleotide messenger RNA. Lineage: Eukaryota; Viridiplantae; Streptophyta; Magnoliopsida; Solanales; Solanaceae. The record is from RefSeq and is a predicted model, not a curated record.
AUCGUUUCUAAGUUGUAAUAAGCAUUACUCCCAAACGUCACGUACUAAAGACAAUGUGUUCCUGUGGUAAAUUUUGAUUUAUUCUGAAAGUAAAAACCAGAAUGAGUGAAAGUGAAAGUGAAAUGGUUGGUGGGAGGGUAAAAUGUAUUUAGUACUACCACUCCAAAAUAAAGAGAGAGAUAGAGAGAGAAUAGCUACUUACGCCGGCGCCGGACUUUAGAUUGAACGGAGAAUUAACGGCCGAUAGGGAGGAGAAGAAGAUGGUGAAAGCAAUCGUAGCGCCGUCGAUGCUGUCAUCGGACUUCGCUAAUUUGGCAUCUGAAGCACAACGCAUGCUCAAUUGCGGUGCUGAUUGGCUUCACAUGGACAUCAUGGACGGUCACUUUGUCCCAAACCUUACCCUUGGUGCUCCAGUUAUCGAGAGUCUGCGAAAGCAUACAAAGGCAUAUCUGGACUGCCACCUCAUGGUCACUAAUCCCCUUGAUUAUGUGGAGCCGUUAGGCAAAGCUGGUGCCUCAGGGUUUACUUUCCAUGUUGAGGCAUCUAGAGAUAAUUGGCAAGAGCUUGUUCAACGGAUAAAGUCUAAGGGCAUGAAACCUGGAGUUUCUUUGAAGCCUGGUACACCAAUUGAGGAAGUGUACCCACUGCUUGAUGGUGAAAACUCUGUCGAACUGGUCCUAGUGAUGACUGUUGAACCUGGAUUUGGCGGACAAAAGUUUAUGCCAGAGAUGAUGGAUAAGGUACGGACUCUCAGAAAGAAGUAUCCAUCGCUUGAUAUAGAGGUGGAUGGUGGUUUAGGACCUUCAACCAUUGAGGCUGCAUCAUCAGCUGGAGCAAACUGCGUUGUUGCAGGAAGUUCAGUGUUUGGAGCUCCUGAUCCAGCACAAGUCAUAAGUUUGAUGCGGAAUAGUGUGGAGGAAGCUCAGAAAAGGAGUUAAAUACUGGAAAAGGCAAGCUCUCAUGUUGUACUUAUGGCCGUUAAAAGCGAUUCCGAUUAUAUAUUUUCGAUUACGUGCAGGAUAUCAACAUCUUGAGAUACCUGCACUUGUUGAGUUAUCAAUGUUGUAUUUGCUGAAUAAUGUUAAACAUGUACUUUGUCACAUCAUCUAAAAUUUCCCACAUAUAUUGAGUUAACCAAGUUGUAUUUCUUAAUAA